Messenger RNA from Solea senegalensis (Senegalese sole), 5361 nucleotides. RefSeq names its product MLX interacting protein. Gene Ontology annotation, biological process: regulation of transcription by RNA polymerase II. The record is from RefSeq and is a predicted model, not a curated record. The transcript is spliced from 17 exons. NCBI's taxonomy places the organism in Eukaryota, Metazoa, Chordata, Actinopteri, Pleuronectiformes, Soleidae. Gene Ontology annotation, cellular component: nucleus. The coding region runs from base 242 to 2821 and encodes 859 amino acids. Gene Ontology annotation, molecular function: DNA-binding transcription factor activity, RNA polymerase II-specific; RNA polymerase II cis-regulatory region sequence-specific DNA binding; protein dimerization activity.
AGACUGAGGAACAGUCAGCUGGUAGCUGCGACUGUGAACUACGUCAACAACAUGUUCACUUCAACUACGAAAUAUCAACGGCCAACUUUAAAAUGAGUGCACUAGGGUGGGACUCCACGAAGCUGGCAGACUUUAUGUAACGAUCGGCCGCGGCGGAUUUCAAAAUCCAUGAACGGGAGGGCUUCAUUGUCCUAGCUCGUUGGCUAACGUUAGCUAUUUGUUUGGCGAGUGAGUUAACGACAUGACAACUCGAGAGAUGUCAUCACGGCAAAAAUACCGUCGCCCGCCGCCAAGUUUCAGACAGGACGAUGACUCGGACUCGGAGGAGAUUUUCCUGGGACUAAGGAGGCUGGACGGGCGGAAGCCUCAAAUCAUCCACAGUGGACACUUCAUGGUGUCCACGCCACACUGCGAGCACCCGCCGAAGAAAGGCUAUGACUUUGACACGGUCAACAAACAGACCUGUCAGACUUAUCAUUUCGGCAAAGCGAGCAUGUCACAGUUCUCCAUCGACGCGUCGCUCACCAAACUCUUUGAGUGCAUGACUCUGGCCUACAGCGGGAAGUUGGUUUCUCCCAAAUGGAAGAACUUCAAAGGUCUGAAGCUGCUUUGGAGAGACAAGAUCCGCCUAAACAAUGCCAUUUGGAGAGCUUGGUAUAUGCAGUAUGUGGAGAAGAGGAAGAAUCCUGUCUGUCACUUUGUGACUCCCCUUGAUGGAAGUACAGACUUGGAUGUCCAUCGUCCUGCUGAGGGCCUUGUCUCUGAGGGGAAAUACUGGAAAAGACGAAUUGAAAUUGUAAUAAGAGAAUAUCACAAAUGGAGAACAUACUUCAAGAAAAGGUUGCAUAAGCACAAGGAUGACGACCUCUCAAGCUUGCUUAAGGGAAAAGAGGAGCAGAUGUCGCUGUUUGGGGAAGUCUCUCCAGACAUGCUCCGUGUCUCCUUUUGUCAGGAUGAAGAGACCAUUGCGCGGCGUGCACCUCGUAAGCAUGCAGAGACACCUGCGCCCAUGGAGCUGGAAAGCCUCUUCGACAUGGAUGUUCUGAUGUCUGAGAUUUCAGACACGUUGUUCUCAACGUUGGCCUCACACCAGCCGAUUCCGUGGCCCAACCCAAGGGAGAUUGCUCAUGCAGGCAACGCAGACAUGAUCCAACCAGGACUGAUUCCCCUACAGCCCAAUCUAGACUUCAUGGACUCGUUUGAUCCACUGCAAGACUUAUUUCACAGCCUCCGUCAGCCCGUCUUCCCCUCUGUUUCCCCCACUGCAUCAUCUACCCCUCUAUCCAGCAGCAGUUCUCAGUCACAGGCCCAGUUAAUGUCAUCCAUGCAGCUCACCACCAACCACAUCCCCCCUCCCGGCCUCCUGCCGCUCCCCUCUCCCAUGGUCAGUCAAACCAGUCAAACGGGUGGUGAUGGAAGCGGCGAUGCUAGUACCUAUGCUCAAAACUACAUGCCACUAUUUCCUGGUCAGGUUGUGCCUGGCGAUCAAACCGUUUCCGCUGUCGCUCAACAAUUAUCACAUGAUCAUCUGGUGCAGUGCUUACCAGGUCAGGAUAUGGCCUCAGCAGCACCAAUGGUGCCCCCACCAGAUGACACUGUAGCACCUUCAGUGAUUACACACACCACCUCCUCGGUUGUUACACCCAGCAACACACCACCCACCAUCUGCCACGGGUCAGAGUACGCUUCCAUAUCCACACAACAUCCGCCAUCCCAACUCCAGCCGUUGGCUCCAUUACCCACCACUCCUGCACAGCAACCUCAGUCUUUUGCCCUACCUCGCCCCUUUCAACCAUCCAGUGCCAACAAAAUCCGCCCUGUGCAAAGGAUUGCUCCUGCCAACACCCUCCCCGCUCCCCACCUCAUCUUCACAGCGCCAUUCCCAGGUUCUGCCAAGGCUUUAAUUGUUACACCAACGUCUCUGAAAGCAGAUGUCGUCCCUAACACUGGAGUAGUCAUUGCUUCGUCUCAUCUAGGAGGGGCUCCAGGUUUUCACGUAUCUCAGACGCAGACCUCUCCCCAACCGAUUGUCCCCAAACAAAAGUCCUAUUCUUCCAGCCGCAAAAACCAGAAAGCUUCCUCCAGCGCUGAUCACAACCAGCCAGGACCUGGUCCAGGGACAUCAUGCGUGUUAGAUCAAAUUCCCAGUCCUCAGUCACUUAUCAGCAGCAGUAGUAGCAGCAACAACAGCAGCAUAGCGCUGAUAAAGAAUGAACAAAAUCAGAGCCGGAGGACAACGCAUAUAUCUGCUGAGCAAAAGAGACGAUCAAACAUAAACAUCGGCUUUAAAACGCUCUGCAGUCUGGUUCCCACACUGAAGUCUCAGUCAAAUAUCAGCAAUGCAGUUACUUUGCAGAAGACAGUGGAUCACAUUGGGAAGCUCCAGCAGGAGCGGCAGCAGAUGCAGGAGGAGGUCAGGAGGCUGCGGGAGCAGAUUGAGGAGCUCAAUGCCUCCAUUAACUUUUGUCAGGAACAGCUGCCUGCGACAGGAGUGCCCGUAAAGCGGAAUCACCUGAGCCACAUGCAAGAGAAGUUUAAUGAAUAUGUGAAGAGCCGAACUCUUCAGAACUGGAAGUUCUGGAUCUUCAGCAUCAUUAUCAAGCCUCUCUUCGAGUCUUUUAAUGGGAUGGUGUCAACUACCAGCAGAGCAGAGCUGUAUCAGACCACGCUGGAAUGGCUCGAUCGGCACUGUUCACUUCCCGUGCUCAGACCGAUGGUGCUGAGUACCCUUCGUCAGCUGAGCACAACAACGUCCAUUCUCAGCGAUCCAUCCCUGUUGCCAGAAGAAGCCAUGCAGGCUGUUACACAUGGAGACAUGUAGUAGGUGAGGUGACCUGAAGUCCACCGGAACCUUUUUAUCAGCUGUCAAAUAAAAAGUGGCACAUCACUGCUUCACCUUAAAGCCACUGAGCAAUGUCUUCCACAGGCCCACGCCGGUCAUACAUUUGUCAUCUUGUACAUUGUUUCAUAGGAGUGAGACACUCAACAUGAGUUGUGCCUUUGACAACACUUUUAUAAUUUUAUAUUUGAAUGACAGCAGCUAUUGCUACCUUUACCUGUUUGAGGUGAAGUUCUUCUGAAUACUUUGCUGGUGGAUGGUACUUGUGGUUUGCCUUUUGAACAUUAGUAUGUUUUAAAUUCGACUUUUGACUUUUACAGUGUGUUAAAGAGUCAUUGUAUUAAAAAGGGAAAUGUUGAGUCGUUUAUUUUAUGUUCUCUCUCAGAUGUAUAGUAAGUGUUAUAAUAUGGGGUUGUUGUUUUUUUUAAGGAACAGUUGGUAGCAUAGUUUGGGUUUGUGUCCCAGAAAAGCUUCACAAGAUAAUGCAAAUCACCUGAAACCUAGCGCAGUACAUUGAAUACUGCAUCAGUGCCAGGAAGAUGAGAGCUUUAUUGUCAUCUCUCAUUUACUCAGGUGAUUGUUCUCUCGCCAGAUAAUGGCAAUGGAUGUCUGGUGGUCUAUAUAUCCAUGCUUCGCUUGUUCUGCCCAUUUCAGGUGAUUUAAACUGCAAAUCACGGAGAAAGCAGUAACUUUGAUUACAUGGGUUUUUCACUGGGCAGGUCACAGCAUAGUGGAGCAAUACUACAGCCCUCAUAGGGAGCAUACGUGAUAUAUAGCAGUACAGCCUAUAAAUAUACUAUUUUCACAUGUACAGUGUUACGAGAGCUUAACUGAAUGCACAGUAGCUGUAGCUGUCGUCUUUUUUUGUUCACUGUCGAUCACUCAGGGUUGCGCUGGUGAGUGUCACUGUUUUCGUCCCAGUUCAGACCUGGUAUUAACAUCCGUCCUGAGCGCUCGUAUUUGGGAUGGCUCGAUAUCAAUUUCUUGCUUUUUCAUGUAUGAUACCAUUAAAAUAUCACAACCUAUACAGUGACAUAUUGUGACACCAAAUUCAGCAAUUCACCAAGUAUUGAUUUUUUUUUUUAACUGAUGUUUCGUAUAAACAUUAAACUUUUUGUGGCUGUUGUGUGAGUAUAUCGCAAUAUAUGAAAAACUCAGUAUUUUGCAAUAUGGUGAUAAUAUCGUAUCGUGGUGUCUCUGGCCAUUCCCACCCCUACCACGGACACGAUAUUGACACUGAUUGCCGUAUGAUUUAUUUUUCUCAAACUUUUUUUUCCGUGUUCCGUCAGCGAGAUGAAAGAAAUUCACUCGAGCUCCUCUCAUCUCUGUUGCUGUCUCUCUCUGUUUUCUUCUUGCAAACAGACAUGAAUCAGUGUGUAUUAGAAUAAAGGUCAGGCAAAGCCAGAUUCAAUCAUAUUUGGUCACAGGUGCACAGAUGCAUGUAGCACAAAUUUCAAAAUGUAACUGAACUGUAAUUGGCGCUGUAUCUACAUGCACAGAGGACAAACAUUAAUGCCAGGUCUAAACAGGUCCUUCCAUUUAGCUUUCAACACACCCAGUCAGGGUGUUUCCUCAGCAGGAAAACACUUUUGUCUAAGGAUACUGGUCACCACACUAAUUUCCAAUGUUUUUUCCUACCAAACAUAAGAGUAAAGGUUGAAAUAAAGCCAUAGCAAAGCAUUGUUUACUCUCAUCUGCUGUGUUACUGACAAUGUAUUUGACAAAGCACACUUAAAGAGUUUAAGAAUAAGGCAGCAUGGAAGUGAAAGCACUCACUCCUCAGGCUGAGGGAGAUUUUGUUGUUUUUCCUUUACCUUCUGCAGAACAACUUAACUUUAUUCUUGAGCCUCACGGGCGCAGAAGGCACCACUUCUAAUUUGAUGAAUGAGCAUUUUGAUUUUUCUGCAUUCUUUUAUUGUGGAGACCAGCGUCUUAUAAUGGGAUACAUUUUGAUUUAUCGUAACAUAAAAAUAAUUUGCCUUUUUGUCUGCCGUUUACUUCACAACUUCUAACGGUGGAGGCAUUUAUCCAAAUUCAACACUUAAAGAGCACAAACAGUGCAGUCUGAUUAUUGUGUUGCAAACUAAAUGCUUCCAGCUCAUUUUACCUGAUAUAUUUAUACUACUGUCAGAAAAUAAGGUGCACCUCUGAAUGCAGCUAUGAUGUCAUGUUUGAAAAUGAUUUUUGAUCAUUACUCACUGUGCUGUAUGACAAAAGCCCCAAUGUUCUACUGCAGCUGGGAAAUAGUGUGUGUUUGUUUUUUGUUUUUUUAUUGUUGUUGUUUUUUUUUUUAAAUCAUCUGAUGAUUUUGAAAUCUUACCCGGUUGGAUUUCUCUUUUUUGCUGUUGCUGUGAGAUGUUUUUAUUGCUAAUUGGGGUUUCCCCAGAUUUCUUAAUAUUUGUGAGUCAAAGUGAGUGAAAAUAUUUUCUUAUGUGUCCCCUCCCCCAUAGUUCCCGAACAACUUUUCAAAAUGCCUUAAAAAAAAAAAAUGAGUCACAAUAAAAGCGACAAAAAUUAUGACA